Messenger RNA from Conger conger (European conger), 4114 nucleotides. RefSeq names its product anoctamin 10b (gene ano10b). Lineage: Eukaryota; Metazoa; Chordata; Actinopteri; Anguilliformes; Congridae. Bases 99 to 3299 code for a protein of 1066 amino acids. The record is from RefSeq and is a predicted model, not a curated record. Gene Ontology annotation, molecular function: iron ion binding; chloride channel activity; oxidoreductase activity. The transcript is spliced from 19 exons. Gene Ontology annotation, cellular component: plasma membrane. Gene Ontology annotation, biological process: lipid biosynthetic process; chloride transmembrane transport.
GACAUGCUAAUGAGCCGACCAGGUGUUUCGAUCGCUGCAAAGAAACGAGGAAGCUGCGCCUGGUCUAUCAGCUCAGACCACAUCAUUACGGCAGGUUCAUGGCUUCAUCGACGUCCCCUGGCUCGUUCUCACAGGAGGCAGUAGCCCAGCAUUGCACCGAGGACUCGUGCUGGGUAUUAUUAGGGAAUCGGGUCUAUGAUGUGACGGAAUUCCUUCGAUUGCACCUGGGCGGAGAGGCUGUGAUUUUGCGCCACUCAGGGACAGACGUGAGCCAGUUGAUGAGCGGACCCCCGCAUCGGCAUUCUGAGAACGCCCGGCGGUGGAUGGAGCAAUACUACAUAGGUGACAUGGAGAGAAACUGUGCACUUGCAGAAACAGAGGUCCCGAGGAAGAGGAGGAGGUGUCCAGAGAAGGCAGAGGAGAUGGCGCCACCAUCAGCUGCCAGCCACAGCAGAGUUGACCCUGAGACGGACUUGGUGGACUGGCAGCAGCCACUGGCCUGGCAGGUGGGCCACCUGGGCGAGAAGUACGAUGCCUGGGUUCACCAACCGGUGGACCGUCCCCUACGCCUCUUUCAGUCUCCGCUGCUCGAGGCCACCACCAAGACAUCCUGGUACAUGGUGCCUUUGGUGUGGAUACCAGUGGUGUUCUAUCUCAGCUGGUACUGCUACACCUCCUUGGCAGAAGAAAAGACUAGACUUUUCCUCACAAGAGAAUACUCUGUUGUGGUCCACCAGUACAGUUUCCCCAUCAUCUUCCUCCUGGGCGUGUUUCUGUGGACCUUCCUGGAGUACUGCAUCCACCGCUUUGUGUUCCACAUGCGCCCUCCCGCCCACAGCUAUUACCUCAUCACCAUUCACUUCCUGCUGCAUGGCCAGCACCACAAGUCCCCGUUCGACCGCUCCCGGCUGGUCUUCCCCCCAGGCCUGGCCUCUCCCUUCAUUGGGGGUUUAUACCUGCUUUUCACCGUGAUCUUCCCCGAGGGGCUGAGCCUGUGCCUCUUCACCGGAGGCCUCGGAGGCUACGUGGUGUACGACCUCAUCCACUACUACCUCCAUUACGGCUCCCCGCAGCCGGGCAGUUACCUGUACGGACUGAAGGCGUACCACAUCAAGCACCACUUCAAACACCAGAGAGCAGGUUUUGGAAUCACCACCUCGUUGUGGGACCACCCUUUCAGCACCGUGAUCCUGGAAGAGCCUUCGGAACACGACGGCCAACCGUCUCCGUCUCCGACCUCCUCCUGGUUCCGCUUCCUGUUCUGCCUCCACGCUCUCCACAGCGACGUGAGGAUGACGUCAGAGGCUCAGCUGCAGCACAGGGGCUCUUCGGCCCUGGCGAUGGCACUGAAGGCGGGCUCCUGGACUCCGGUCAGCUGUCCCUGCUGCCACAACGACCAGGUGGAGCCGCUGGUCAUGAUCCAACUGGCACCCAAAGUCAAGCCCGCCACGAAGAAGUGGAUCAUCUCCCGGAUUGAGGCCCCGGAGGCGGAGGGAGGGGCGCAGCUGCUGGCCCACCCCGGGGAGGACAGCGAUGGGGACGUCAUCUUGGUGGCAGCGCCGCGCUGCACGCUCCUGCGCGUCACAGAGGACCUCGGCCUCUGCAAGCCCUACAAGGACGGCAGCAUGGCCGCCUUCUCCUACCAGGACCGCGACAGCUUCAAGAAUGUCGAUAACAUGCAGGAGUUUUUGACGGCAGCUGAGCGGCAGUUUGUUGUGAAGUACGAAUUGGAUUCAUUGAAUGUUGAGAAAGACCAACACAUUCCUGGGAUGCCGCUGUCCAAGGGACUUCUGCAAGCCAGAGAGAGCAUUAUUCAGAAGCUGCAGAAGUUUGGGGUGGUGCUAUCGGUCUUCCCCCUCCAUGACCAAAGGAGCCUGGAUGACUUGGCAAAGAGCUGGUACACCAGGAAGCAACUAUGGGGCCAACCACUGGACUCCAUCAACGCCUACUUCGGUGGCAGGGUGGCGUUUUACUUCAGCUUCCUGGACUUCUACACCUGGGCCCUGGUGCUCCCUGCGGCGCUGGGCCUGGUCCUGGCGUUCCUGCCGGGAGAAGGGCCCAAGGCGGGGGUGCAGGGGGAGGACGAGGACGAGGGCCCCUCGGUCAGAGGCCUGAUGGUGCAGGCGGUGUUCAGCAUGCUCUGGUCCACGGUGGUCAUGGAGCUGUGGAAGCGGCGGAGCUCCUCCCUGUCCUACUACUGGGGGACGCUGCACCUGGCCGAGCGGUUCGCCGAACCGCGGCCCGGUUUCCACGGCACCGUGGGCCAGAGCCCAAUCACGGGCCGGAUGGAGCCCCUCUUCCCGGAGUGGAGGCGGAAGCUGAGGAUCGGGCUGGUCUCCGCUCCCGUAGUGGGCCUCUUCCUGGGGAUGGUGGUCCUGGGCAUCGCCGGGUUCUACUGGGGCGAGGCGGCGGUUCAGGGCCUCAACGCCGAGUACGACUCCCUGCUGACGGCCGGGCUCCUCUACGUGCCCUCCCUCACGCACAUCCUGUACGUCAACGUGCUCGGGACCGUCUACGGCAAAGUGUCGCAUCUGCUCACCGAGUGGGAGAACCACAGAGAGGAGUCUGCCUUCCAGAACCACCUCACCGUCAAGGCCCUCCUGUUCACGUUCUUCAACUACUUUGCCAUUUUGUUCCACAUCGCCUUCUUCAAGCAGGACCUGCCGCUAUUGCGCAAGAGACUGUCCUCUCUGCUGAUCGUGACCCAGCUGGUCAGCCAGUGCACGGAGGUCCUGGUUCCGUUCCUGGUGGACCGCUUCUUCGGCACUUCAGCUAAGAAGCUGCAGGAAGAUGACCCAGAAGUGGACCGCAUAAGGGCGCAAACCAGUCUGCCUCCAUUCCCUGGCCUGUUUUCAGAGUACAUCGAGCUCCUGGUGCAGUAUGGGUACCUGAGUCUUUUUUCGUGUGUGUACCCCCUCACCGCCGUCUUCCUGCUCCUCAACAACGUGACCGAGAUGCGCACCGACGCCUUCAAGAUCUGCAGACUCUUCCAGAAGCCCUUCUCCGCCCCCGUGGCUAGCAUGGGGGUGUGGCAGGCUGCAUUUGAGAUUCUGGGCUUUGUCUCGGUCAUAUCCAACUGCUGGCUGCUCCUGCUGUCUCCGCGGGUGAAACUGUUCUGCCAGGAGGGCGGUUUCAGCAGUCGAAAUGCCCUGCUCUUUGCCAUCCUAAUAGAGCACAUCCUGAUCCUGAUAAAGAUGAUUCUGUCCUUUGCGAUCCCGGACGAGCCCGACUGGAUCAGGAAAAAGAGGGACGAGAUCGAGUUCCACUCCCUGCAGGCCCUCAACCAGCAGAAGCAGUGACGGUGCCAGGAUUACAUGUGUUCUGGGCAGUGCGCCCUGACCUCGGCUUAACACCACGGGUUUGUAUCAGCUCCACAAUGAAUCAGGCGGGUGUAGGGAGGAGACGGACUGGAGGCUCUAGUUAUACAGACAAAGCCAACCGAGGCUCUGCGACCUGGAUUCCAACACAUCGCCCCCUGGAGGACACAUCAUGCCACUGCCUGGGAGGACCAGAGUUUCAAAAUGAGAGAAAAUGCCCUUGAAGCAAGACGUCCUGUACAGAGAAAUCUCUGACAGGAGAAAUAAAGUAUUUAUUGUGUUUUAUCUUAUCUUCAGUUUCUCUAAACUGAAAUUCCAGAGUUGCACAUGAAUAUUAGUCACACACAAAUGGUGCAUAAAUGUUUUGAAAAUGAAGCAAGCGAUUUUAACUGCAUCUGCAUAGUAUUUAUUGCUUAAAAUGUCACUUGUGGACUGAUCCCGGCCGUACGGCAGAUCUCAGAUCAGGGCGCCGUUUAAGGCAGUGUUUAUGGCUGAAAGUAUAAUCAGCACAAAUGUCAGUCAUCAGGGCUGAACUACAGGUGUUAAGUAACCAAAGAAGGGAGAGGAUCGCUGAAUUAAGAUGACUGGUUAAACUGUGGUUGAAUAUUCGUAUGGUACACUGUGCAGCUGAGGCCUAUAGUCAUAUAACAGCUAUAAAAUGCACUGAACUACUGAAACUGGUGUAUAUUCUCUGUCCUGCUGUAUAUGGCACUGACUCUCAGCAUACACACACACACACACGCACACACUUUAUGGUUGAAACAAUUCAAUAAAUAAAUGUAAGACUAAUACACUCA